ACAAGAUAGAGAAAGAGAGAUCUCACGGCACCUGAAAUAUUAAAUACUAUUAUUUUGGGGCUGUUGUGUUGUGUUUGGAAGCUUUCAAUACAAAAACCAUCCCACACCCACUAUUCUCUUCCCAAAAUCUCUCUCUUCCAAACAAAUUUUCUUUGGAAUUUUCUGUCAAAAUCUCUCCCAACCGUCUGGUCGGCAACGAAGCUUCAGCGACUCUGUGUUUGCAUCAAACAGAGUGUUAUUGUCUCACUCACUCUGUUUCUCUCUUUAUAAUCCCUUUACAGAUGAACCAUUUUUACCAUACUAGCAUCAACUCCUUCCUUCUCUCUCUUCAAUACAUCAAACUUGACUGAAAAUUUAUAGAAUUAGGAAGAAAGAUUCAGUUUUGGUUGAUCGAUUUGGGAUUUAAUGGAGUUUCUGCUUCUGGGUUUUUGAUUAUACAUCAUUACGGAGACUUAUAUGUGUGUGUUUGGUUGAUUUUUGAUCUCUUCUUCAGCUUUGCUACUGAGCAUUUUACUGAAUUUAACAAGAAAAGAGAGGGAUUUUUAUAUGCUUGAUUGGCUUAGAUUUCGAUGAUAACUGUAAUGAACUCAGUGAACAAACCAAUGAAUGAAAUGGAAAAGUGUUUGGAUUCUCAAUUAUGGCAUGCCUGUGCCGGUGGGAUGGUGCAAAUGCCACCGGUGAACUCGAAAGUCUUCUAUUUCCCUCAGGGCCACUCUGAACAUGCCCAUGGGAAAGCUGAUUUUGGGAAUUUUCCACGAAUUCCCUCUCUCAUACUCUGCAGAGUUUCGGGUAUCAAGUUUUUGGCUGACACUGACACCGAUGAGGUUUAUGCGAAAAUAAGAUUAAUUCCAUUGAUAAACAAUAGUUGUGAUUUUGAUGAUGAUGAUGAUGAUAAUGGGUUCAUGAGAAUUGACACAAGUGAGAGUCAAGAGAAACCCGCAUCAUUUGCAAAGACUUUGACACAGUCUGAUGCGAAUAACGGUGGGGGGUUCUCUGUUCCCCGCUACUGUGCAGAGACUAUCUUUCCUCGGUUGGAUUAUUCAGCUGAACCCCCGGUUCAAACCAUCUUUGUAAAGGAUGUUCAUGGAGAGGUGUGGAAAUUUAGGCAUAUUUAUAGAGGGACUCCGCGGCGCCAUCUUCUGACGACGGGAUGGAGCAAUUUCGUGAAUCAAAAGAAGCUUGUUGCUGGGGAUUCGAUUGUUUUCUUGAGAGCGGACAAUGGGGAUCUUUGUGUUGGAAUUCGAAGGGCGAAGAAUGGUAUUGGUGGUGGACCUGAGUCACGAUCUGGAUGGAAUACACCGUUAGGCGUGUAUUCAUCUUUCUCGAGAGAAGAUGAGAAUAAAUUUACGCGAAAUGGAAAUGGAUGUAGUGUUAAUUCUAAUGGGAAUCUGAGCGUGAAGGGAAGAGUUAGGGCUGAAUGUGUUGCUGAAGCAGCAACCUUGGCUGCUAAUGGACAGACUUUUGAGGUUGUUUACUAUCCUAGAGCUAGUGCCCCGGAGUUUUGCGUCAAGGCCGUGGCUGUGAGGGCUGCAAUGAGAGUUCAAUGGUGUGCCGGAAUGAGAUUUAAAAUGGCUUUUGAAACAGAGGAUUCAUCACGCAUAAGUUGGUUCAUGGGAACCAUAUCUUCUGUUCAAGUCGAUGACCCCAUCCGCUGGCCUAAUUCUCCAUGGCGCCUUCUGCAGGUAUCAUGGGACGAGCCGGAAUUGCUUCAGAACGUAAAGCGAGUUAACCCAUGGUUGGUUGAAUUGGUUUCAAACAUGCCCGCCAUCCAUUUCUCCCCGUUUUCUCCACCAAGAAAGAAGUUGCGUGUUCCACACCCCUCGGAUUUCCCCUAUAUUGGGCAAUUUCCAAUGCCAUCAUUUUCCAGCGACCCCCUCGGGCUCACCAGCCCCCUGUGUUGUGUAUCCGACCACAAUGUUCCUGCAGGCAUACAGGGAGCCAGGCAUGCUCACUUUGGAUUAUCACUUCAUUCGAGUCUGUUUCCCCAUACGUUGCCACAGCUCGAUCAUGCUGCUGCUCAACCACCCAGAGUUCCCACUAACAACAAGAGCAUAUCGUGCUUGCUCACGAUGGCAAGUUCUACCCAAAGUUCAAAGAAAGAUAAUGAAAAACCAACGCCUAUGUUCUUGCUGUUUGGUCAGCCCAUUCUCACAGAACAGCAGAUUUCUCAGAGCUGCUCUGGAGAUACAGAGAAGACACAAAAUUUCUCAGAUGGCUCAGGAUCAGCAGUUCUCCAGAGCGGUCCAAUGGAGAACUCAUCAUCAGAUGAUGGAUCGCCACUCUGGUACAAAGAUAACCAAAAACCUGAGUUUGGGUUUGAGACCGGUCACUGUAAGGUAUACAUGGAAUCAGGGGAUGUGGGUCGGACCCUUGACCUCUCAGCUCUCGGGUCAUAUGAAGAGUUAUACAUGAAGCUCGCCAACAUGUUCAGCGUAGUUGGAUCAGAGACGUUGAGCAACGUCAACGUGCUCUAUCGGGAUGCUGCUGGCACCAUCAAACACACCGGAGAUGAACCCUUCAGUGAGUUUUCGAAGACAGCAAAACGGCUAACAAUUCUAAUGGAUUCAGGAAGCGACAACACCGGGAGGUACACAAGAAACUGAAGGUUGUUGGAUGUACAGUUGAAUUACCAAAUGUUUAGUUUAGGGUUUUAGUUUUUUUUGUUUUUUUUCUUCUUUCCUAAUUUUUUGGGGGUUGUGGGAGAAACCUGCUUCAACCAAUUUUGGGAAAUUUAGGUCUGAGACUCCUAGCCACGGUUCGAUUUGUCUUCUGAAUAACAGUUCUCUGAAUUAUUUGCUUCAAGUCCUGUUUAUAUUUUUUUUGUUUCAUUCAAGAAUUCUAUUAGUUUGGGCAAUGAAAUGUUUAACUUCUUGAUCAAAUUUCAGUUGGUUUUA
This is a messenger RNA of Camellia sinensis, 2894 nucleotides long. RefSeq names its product auxin response factor 18. Gene Ontology annotation, cellular component: nucleus. Gene Ontology annotation, biological process: regulation of DNA-templated transcription; response to hormone. The record is from RefSeq and is a predicted model, not a curated record. Gene Ontology annotation, molecular function: DNA binding. Lineage: Eukaryota; Viridiplantae; Streptophyta; Magnoliopsida; Ericales; Theaceae.